Trichoderma gamsii is the source of this 234-nucleotide messenger RNA. RefSeq lists its product as hypothetical. The record is from RefSeq and is a predicted model, not a curated record. Lineage: Eukaryota; Fungi; Ascomycota; Sordariomycetes; Hypocreales; Hypocreaceae. The annotation marks the transcript as partial. The transcript is spliced from 2 exons.
GGUAGGUGCGCCCCUUGGGCAGAUUGGGCCAUCAUUUACAGGCAUUACAGUAGCAGUAAGAGUUACAGUACAAGUACGAGUGUUUUCGAUUUCCGGCUCGGUUCCCAGGGACUAACAUCAACAUCAUCGCAAACUCGCUGCAGACCAAAUCUUGCAGUUAUAUUAGCGCUCGUCUGCUCUCCACGAUGCUGGGGAGCCUUGACAGGUUUACGCGAGCUCCAUCAGGUCCUUUAG